AUGGCAAUGGCAAACAACAAAACACAAUGUUUCACAUGUAACAAAGAAAAAAUAACAUAUCCUUGUGAAGGAUGUUCACAAAGAUUUUGUUUAGUUCAUUUAAACGAACAUAAACAAAUAUUAAAUGAUGAAUUAAAUCAUAUUAUUAAUGAUUAUGAUGAAUUUAAACAAACAAUUAAUGAACAAAAACAAAAUCCACAAAAUCAUUCAUUAAUAAGACAAAUUAAUAUAUGGGAAAUAAAUUCGAUUGGAAAAAUUCAACAAAAAGCAAAAGAAUGUAGAGACACUGUCAUUAAAUAUUCACAAAGAUUUAUUAAUGAUAUUGAAAUGAAAUUUAAUGAUUUAAGAGAACAAAUAAAACAAUUUCACAAAGAAAAUGACUUUAAUGAAAUUAACUUAAAUUAUUUAACAAACCAAUUAAGAAAAAUUACAGAAGAAUUAAAUGAUCCAUUAAAGAUUGCUAUUCAACAAGAUUCACAAACAUUUAUUAAUGACAUUUCGAUUAUUUCAACAAAAAAAUCAAAAUCCAAUAAAUGGAAACAAAAUGCCAUCACUGUGGCUGGCGGAAAUGGACAAGGACAACAAUUAAAUCAACUGAGUCAGCCUUUUGGAAUCUUUAUUGACAAAAAGAAAAAUAUUUUCAUUGUUGAUUCUUUUAAUGGCUGUAUUGUUAAAUGGAAACAUAAUGCAAAACAAGGACAAAUCAUUGCAGGUGGAAAUGGAGAAGGAAAUCGAAUGAAUCAAUUGAAUCAACCAAAGGAUAUGAUUGUUGAUCAACAAAAUCAUUCCAUCAUCAUUGCUGAUUAUGAGAACAGGCGAGUGAUUCAAUGGUUGAAUCAAAAGCAACAAAUUCUCGUUCACAAUAUUGACUGUUUGGGCUUAGCAAUGGAUAAACAUGGAUUUCUUUAUGUUUCUGAUUAUGAGAAGAAUGAAGUCAGACGAUGGAAAAUGGGUGAAUACAACAAUGAAGGAAUUGUAGUGGCAGGUGGAAAUGGCAAUGGAAAUCGACUUAAUCAACUUAAUUUUCCUAGUUUUAUCUUUGUUGAUGAAGAUCAAUCUGUUUAUGUAUCAGAUUCUGUCAAUCAUCGUGUAAUGAAAUGGAGAAAAGAUGCAAAAGAAGGAAUAGUUGUGGCUGGAGGAAAUGGUAAAGGAAGAAGUCUCAAUCAAUUGUCUACACCUAAAGGAGUAAUUGUUGAUGAUUUGGGUCAAAUCUAUGUGGCAGAUAGUGGGAAUCAUCGAGUAAUGCGUUGGUGUGAAGGAAAAGAAGAGGGUGAAAUUGUCGUUGGUGGAAAUGGUCAAGAAAAUCAAUCAAGUCAGUUCAAUUGUCCCUGUGGUUUAUGUUUUGAUGAUGACGGAAAUCUUUAUGUUGCUGAUUCAGAAAAUGAUCGAAUUCUAAAAUUUGAAAUAAUUUUGUGA
Molecule: messenger RNA, 1416 nt
Organism: Adineta steineri
Lineage: Eukaryota; Metazoa; Rotifera; Eurotatoria; Adinetida; Adinetidae
Source: the annotation of a GenBank genome assembly